Molecule: messenger RNA, 1707 nt
Organism: Pseudophryne corroboree (corroboree frog)
Lineage: Eukaryota; Metazoa; Chordata; Amphibia; Anura; Myobatrachidae
Gene: TSR3
Product: TSR3 ribosome maturation factor
Exons: 7
Coding region: 126-1058 (310 amino acids)
Biological process (GO): maturation of SSU-rRNA
Molecular function (GO): rRNA small subunit aminocarboxypropyltransferase activity
Source: RefSeq, a predicted model, not a curated record
UACAGACAGCAUUGUGCUUUGGUGUGAAGCGGGAGGCUGUGUUUUGCUUCUUUUCUCUUGCAGCGCUCACUGUUAAAGAAUGUAAACGAGUUUGUGGCGCAGAGGUUUGGAAGUAGUGAACUACAAUGGGACCCAAGAAGCCACAGAAAGCUGUUAGGCCUAAACAGAAGGAAUCCAGGUUUAAGAAAACCUCUAAAAGUCUGGAGACAUUUACGUGUGAAGUCCAUGAAGCUCUACAUGCUAGUAUACAGAGGGACGAUGAAGUGGAAGACAGAGAGGCUAAGGUGAAGUUCCCCUGCCCACUGGCGAUGUGGGAUUUAGGACAUUGUGAUCCAAAGAGAUGUACAGGUCGGAAGCUGGUACGAAAAGGUCUGGUCAGGAGCAUUCGUCUAAACCAGAGGUUCAAUGGGCUCAUUCUAAGCCCUAUGGGCACUCUGUACGUCUCCCCCGCUGACAAACAGACAGUUGCAGACGGUGGCGUGGCGGUCAUUGAUUGCUCCUGGGCUAAGCUGGAUGAGACGCCGUUUUCCAAAAUGAAAGGAAGCCAUCCUCGCCUGUUGCCGUAUCUGGUGGCUGCAAACCCCGUGAAUUAUGGGCGUCCGUGCAAACUGUCUUGUGUAGAAGCUUUUGCUGCAACGUUCUGUAUAGUAGGAUUUCCAGAACUGGCCACAAUUCUACUACGGAAGUUUAAAUGGGGAAAAGUCUUUCUUGAACUAAAUAAGGAUCUACUUGAGCGAUACAGCAAGUGCCAGGAUGUGGAGGAGGUAAAGAAGGUAGAAGCGGAGUUCCUGGCUGGUGCAUACAAUACAGAGGAGGAAGAAAUAGAUCCAUUCGAUGUUGAAUCUGGAAGAGAAUUUUCUAAUCUUAACAGAGUCAUCAGCUCAAAAGGAUUGACAAAUGAAGAUGAGGAGAGUGAGAAUGAUGACAGCGAUGAUGCUGCAGAUGAAGAUGAGGAAUGGCCACACUCCGGAGAGAAGAGUGAUGAUGAUGAAGAGGACUCCGCAGUCGCUAGUAAUUCUGUUAUUUGGAAAGGAGUCAAAAAGAGACUUAGAGACUAAAAGGCUGCAAUUUCAAAUAUUACUGACGCUCUAUGAAAUGUAUACUAUUUAUGCAGUAUUUUUGUAGACUAGCUGUUUAUAAAUGAAAUGGUUUCAGUAAUUGCAGUGUACAGGUGACUGGUUUCAAUAUAAUCCCAUAAGUGUGCUUGCAGAGGGAUAUAGGGGGUAAUUCAGACUGGAUUGCUGCAGCGUGCGCACCUUGAUAGGCCAGUGAGAUGCUAACAGCAUCUCAGGGCUGCGAUAGCCUCUGCCUGAUUGACAUCACACGCAGCCGCUGUCACCCGGGACGCGGCGAGUAGCCUCCUGCCAGUGCAGCUAUGCUGCACAGCAUGGAGUUAAUAAGCGGGAGCCAAAGCAUCGCCGCCAUGCAAUGCUUUUGCACCCUUGGGGUUUGGGCCUGACAUGCGGGGCCGACUAGCCCUGUACAGGGCGUCCCCCCCCCCCCCCCCCCCCCCCCAUGUCAGAGAAAAUGAUCGUUACGAUCAGAUCUGAAUUGCCCCCAUAGUUCUUUGUCUGUGUCAGACUGUGGUGAUAAAGACCUCACCCGACGUGCAUGUCCGUGUUUCCUGUCUCACUUGGUGCUGCAACGUCCAUACAAACUCAGAGAAUGCUAUAGACCAGGCCUGGCCAAACUGUGGCUCUCCAGCUG